Molecule: messenger RNA, 2867 nt
Organism: Colias croceus (clouded yellow)
Lineage: Eukaryota; Metazoa; Arthropoda; Insecta; Lepidoptera; Pieridae
Gene: Pms2
Product: mismatch repair endonuclease PMS2
Exons: 8
Coding region: 50-2770 (906 amino acids)
Biological process (GO): mismatch repair
Cellular component (GO): MutLalpha complex
Molecular function (GO): mismatched DNA binding; ATP-dependent DNA damage sensor activity; ATP binding
Source: RefSeq, a predicted model, not a curated record
GCUUACCUACUGAGUUUUUAUAAAUAAUCUUCUAAAAAUCAAAUAAAUUAUGGAACAUAAUAUUCUUAAAAAUCAGAGUUCUAAUAUAAAACCAAUAGAUACUAAUACAGUCCACAAAAUAUGUUCCGGUCAGGUUGUUUUAAGUUUAGCAGUAGCAGUAAAGGAAUUAUUAGAGAAUGCCCUUGAUGCGGGUGCAACGAAUAUUGACAUCCGAUUAAAGAAUUAUGGAAUAGAUUUGAUAGAAGUUUCUGAUAAUGGUUCUGGAGUAACAGAAGACAACUUUGCUGCUUUAACUCUGAAAUAUCACACGUCUAAAAUAAAUGAGUAUUCUGACUUACUCGGAGUCUCGAGUUUUGGGUUCCGAGGUGAGGCAUUGAGCUCACUUUGUUCACUUGCUCACCUGGUUGUGACUACAAGACAUCAAAACUGUAAUUAUGCUACUAAAAUUCAAUAUGAUCAGAAAGGAAAUAUAAUUAGCAAAACACCAUGCUCUAGACAAGUGGGAACAACUGUUACACUGAGUAAUUUAUUUUAUUCUCUACCUGUAAGGCAGAAAGAGUUCCACAAAAAUUCAAAGAGGGAAUUUAAUAAGAUGACUCAUUUGUUAUAUGCAUAUUGUUUAAUAUCAAGAGGAGUGAGAAUAACUUGUAGUAACCAAACAAACUCAAAUUCAAAAGCAGUAGUUGUGGCCACAACUGGUUCACAGUCAUAUAAAGAUAAUAUUGCAUCAGUUUUUGGAUUGAAACAAUUGCAGAGCAUUGUAGAAAUUAAAACUGAAUUAGUUUCUAGUAUAAAAGAAAACAUAUUUAAAGGGCUUUCAGGAGAAGUUAAGGAAAAUAAUGAAACUAUUGAAAUUGAUGAUGUUGAAAUUGAUUUGUCUGAAGACUCAAAUGAUGCUGAACAAAAACAGGACACUCAAAAUGAGAGUUUUACAUUGUCUCAGAAAUCACAGGGAUACAAGAAUUGUCCUAACCCUGUGGAACUUGAAGGUUAUAUUUCUUCUUGUGAACAUGGUAGUGGCAGAUCAAGCACAGAUAGACAGUUUUAUUAUGUGAAUUCAAGACCCUGUGAACCUACCAAAGUUAUGAAGAUAGUGAAUGAAACUUAUAAACAAUAUAAUCCUAAUCAAUAUCCUUUCAUAUUUCUUAACAUAAACAUGGAUAGAUUGUCUGUAGAUGUAAAUGUAACUCCAGAUAAGAGAAAAGUUUUUCUAAUAAAGGAGAAAAAUAUUUUAGAUGUAAUAAAAGCAUCACUAACAAAACUAUUUGAAAAUGUUCCAAGAACAUUAAAAGUUAAUUCAUCAAUCACAGAUGUUAAAAAUAAUGAUACUGUCCCAAAUUUAUAUCAGCCAAGGAUUUUUAACUCAUUCAUGCAACAAUUUAGUAGUAAAGAGGAAAAAAAUUCAAAAGAUGAUGGAAAAAAUAUAGGGGACUUAAAAAGGAAAUCUACUACCAACCUUGAUUAUUUUAUAUCAAAAUCAAAAAGAAUUCAACAAAAUUCAUUAGUAAAUGGUGAUAAUACUUUAAAGGAAGAUAAUAGUGUAAGGGAUGACAAUAAUAUUUUUAGUGAACAAGAGGAUAAUAUGGUUGAAGAUGAUGUUACUGUAAAAAAUGAGGUAAUUCAUUUAUCUAAGUCAGAUGUUAAAAAAGAAAAUAACAUAUUAGAUCAAAUAGAAACAAAUCUGUUAUUUGAAAAUAUGAAUGAUACUGACAUCAAUAAUAAAACUUGUGAAACGAAGUGUGACAAUCCAAUAGGAUCAAGUAAAGAAGACAAAAAAGUGGGAUCUGAAAUUAUGUAUUUAGAAAAUACUGAUUCAUUGCCUGACACACAAAUAAGAUCAAUCUCUGAUGUAGUCUGUCAAAAAUCUUCCACAAUUUACUGUAAAACAAAAAGUAAUUAUCAAAAGGUGAUCAAAGAUAAAAUUGCAGAAAAAGAAAAUUCAAAUAAAAUAUCACCACCAAAAUCCAAAGUUGAGAAGACUGUAACUGAUCAAAAAGAACUUGGUCAAUUUCAUGUAAGAAAAACUGUUAGUUUUAAAACAACUUUAGAAGAAGUAAAAGCACAAGUUGAAAUAUACAAUAAUGGAAAAAGCAAAUGUAUGCCAGAUAGAAUAAAAUUUCGAAGUGCUAUUGAUCCAGUGUUUAACAAGAAGUGUGAAGAAGAACUUAAUAGAGAAAUAUCUAAAGACUCCUUUAAACAAAUGACAAUUAUAGGUCAAUUUAAUUUAGGCUUUAUCAUUACACGUUUGGAGGAUGAUCUAUUCAUCAUUGAUCAACAUGCAACUGAUGAAAUUUAUAACUUUGAAACUUUACAAAAAACCACUGAACUUACAAAUCAAAAAUUAGUUAUUCCACAGCAACUGGAGCUGACAGGUGUGAACGAACAAAUAUUAAUGGAUAAUUUGGAUGUUUUUAAGAAGAAUGGAUUCACUUUUCAAAUAGAUGAACAUGCCCCGCCAACUAAAAGAGUGAAAUUAUUAACUAUACCAAUGUCUAAGAACUGGAUAUUUGGAAAGGAUGAUAUAGAAGAGCUUUUAUUCAUGUUAAAGGAAUCUUCUACAUCAGAAUACUACAGACCGAGUCGAGUAAGAGCCAUGUUUGCAUCAAGAGCUUGUCGCAAGUCAGUCAUGAUAGGUAUGGCUUUAAGCAAAUCAGAUAUGAGACAACUUGUCGACCAUAUGGCCGAAAUAGACAAGCCCUGGAAUUGUCCUCAUGGAAGACCCACAAUACGCCACUUGGUUAAUUUAGCUAUGGUGCAUACAAGUGAUUAAAAUAUAUUUUAGAAAUGUUUUGAAUUAAAUCUAAUCCUAAUCAAUAAUCAUGAUAUAUUGUUUACUGUGAUAAUAAUAAUAAAAGUAUUUUAUGAUU